Messenger RNA from Trichomonas vaginalis G3, 228 nucleotides. Its product is annotated as protein modification by small protein conjugation. The record is from RefSeq and is a predicted model, not a curated record. The transcript has a single exon. Lineage: Eukaryota; Parabasalia; Trichomonadida; Trichomonadidae. The coding region runs from base 1 to 228 and encodes 75 amino acids.
AUGCCUGACAUCAGCAUUACUUUUAAUCGCCAGACGGUUAGUUGGUAUUACUCCGAUGAUUGGACUGUGUCUAAGCUGUGUAAUGAUAUACAAUCCAAGCUUAACCUCUCCAAUCAGAUCUAUCUUGGUCUCUAUGGUAGUGUCUUGGAUCCAAACACAUAUGUAUUGGAUACUACGCUUGUUCAAGAUAUCAUUACAGUUCUUGAUCAUAAUUUCCUUCCAACAUAA